This is a messenger RNA of Olea europaea var. sylvestris, 2016 nucleotides long. RefSeq names its product pentatricopeptide repeat-containing protein At1g20300, mitochondrial. Bases 121 to 1734 code for a protein of 537 amino acids. Gene Ontology annotation, molecular function: protein binding. Lineage: Eukaryota; Viridiplantae; Streptophyta; Magnoliopsida; Lamiales; Oleaceae. The record is from RefSeq and is a predicted model, not a curated record. The transcript has a single exon.
CGCCACUGUAUCGGAACUUUUACUUGCCUUCUCUUUUCAUUUUCUCUGUGAAACGUCGGAGUAGUCUUUAGACCUCGUUUGCUAGAAGGAAAUUGAGCAGGAAAGAAGCCUCCAAUUCCAAUGGCUCUCACCAAACUGAACUCGCGCUUCAACUUGUCUCCCCAUUCCAUUUUUCCUCUCUCAAAACGCGCCCUAAAGCCCUAUUCUGCCUCCUCAGACGCACUCGACAUUCAAAACGACAUAGCAGAAGUCGAUAGCGCCAACGCCAACUUAUCCCCGGCGGAAACUUUAAUAGCCGAUAAAUUCUACUCCUUAAUCAAAGACCAUUAUCGGAAAAACCCUAAUCCCAUAAACCCUAGCAGUAACCUCUUAAACCCUAGCGUAACAUUCCCAACUCUUUCUCACGAGUUCUCCAAAAUAUCCGUAGUUAAUUCCCUCUCCCCUUCUUUAAUCCGCUGUGUACUCGAGAAAUGCUCCGCCCUCCGCCACGGCAUUCCCUUUAUUCAAGCACUUGCCUUCUUCAAUUGGGCCACGUCACCAUCGAAUUUGUCUGAAAUUUCACCUUUAUUGGUGGAGGCCUACAACAAAAUGAUCGACCUUUCUGGAAAGGUGCGUCAAUUUGAUGUCUCCUGGCACUUCAUUGAUUUAAUGAAAUCGAAAAGUAUAGAAAUCCCAAUUGAAACUUUCUCGAUUUUGAUUCGCCGUUAUGUCUUAGCUGGGUUGGCUGCGGAGGCCAUACAUGCUUUUAAUAGAAUGGAGGAUUAUGGUUGCAAGCCUGAUCGCAAUGCGUUUUCUAUAGUGAUUGGUAUAUUAUGUAAGAAAAGAAGAGCGGUGGAAGCACAAGCAUUUUUUGAUAGUUUGAAGGAUAAGUUUGAGGUGGACAUUGUGUUGUAUACCAGUUUAGUGCACGGGUGGUGUCGGGCUGGGAAUAUUUCUGAGGCUGAGAAGGUGUUUCGGGAAAUGAAGGAGGCUGGUAUUCAGCCCAAUGUGUAUACCUAUACCAUUGUGAUCGAUGCUUUGUGUAGGUGUGGCCAAAUUACAAGAGCACAUGAUGUUUUCUCAGAGAUGAUUGACGUGGGAUGUGUACCAAACGCAGUUACUUUUAACAAUUUAAUGCGGGUUCAUGUAAAGGCUGGGAGGACUGAGAAAGUAUUGCAAGUAUAUAACCAGAUGAAGAGGCUUUCAUGUGAGCCGGAUUUGAUCACGUAUAACUUUUUGAUUGAUAGUCAUUGUAAGGACAAGAAUCGAGAGGAGCCAAUUAAGGUGCUUAAUACAAUGGUUAAGAAAGGAUGUGAGCCAAAUCCCUCUAGUUUCAAUCCAAUUUUAAGGUGCAUCGCAGAAGCCCAGGAUGUAAAUGCUGCACAUCGAUUAUUUGCCAAGAUGAAGGAGUUAAAUUGUAAGCCAAAUACUGUGACGUAUAAUAUAUUGCUCCGGAUGUUUGCUGAGUCUAAAUCAACUGAUAUGGUUCUUAAAAUUAAGAAAGAAAUGGAUGAAAGUGAUGUUGAGCCUAACGUGAAUACUUUCAGAAUUCUGAUUUCAGUGUACUGUAAAAUGGGUCACUGGAAUAAUGGAUACAAGUAUCUCAAAGAGAUGGUUGAGGAAAAGCGUUUGAGACCUGGUAUGCCCGCCUGCAAAAUGGUUUUGGAGCAGUUAAGGAAAGCAGGGCAGAUAAAGAAGCAUGAGGAAUUGGUAGAAAAAAUGGUGGGCUUGGGGUUUAUAACUCGUCCGUUGUAGGAACGGUGCUCCUGUGCUGAUCAUAUGGCUAAUUUUGCUUCAUUAGAUAUUCUGCUAUUCGAAUUUUGUGAGUUUUGCCGAAACCAUUUGUUUUGAUGUAGGAAAUUGUAGUUCUGAAAUUUUGUUAGCUCUGCCAAUUGCCAUUCCAGUUUUGGAAUAUCUUCAUUGUAGUUCCAAUCGAUAACUUCUCUUUGAUUCUUUGAUAAUUGAAGUUUUAAUAUUAUAUCAGGCAUCAUGGUUCGUGUCUGUAUAAUUAUUUGGAAUGCAUAUCUUAAAACUUAA